Messenger RNA from Drosophila willistoni, 1354 nucleotides. RefSeq names its product mitochondrial import receptor subunit TOM40 homolog 1 (gene tomboy40). Gene Ontology annotation, cellular component: mitochondrial outer membrane translocase complex; mitochondrial outer membrane. The coding region runs from base 151 to 1176 and encodes 341 amino acids. The transcript has a single exon. The record is from RefSeq and is a predicted model, not a curated record. NCBI's taxonomy places the organism in Eukaryota, Metazoa, Arthropoda, Insecta, Diptera, Drosophilidae. Gene Ontology annotation, molecular function: transmembrane protein transporter activity. Gene Ontology annotation, biological process: protein import into mitochondrial matrix.
ACACUCCAGCACACUGGCACACACACUUCACAUAUUUUAUAUUUAUGCGAGUAAAAAAAGUGUACAAAAUUUGUGGAAAAAAAAUCGGGAAAAAAAUUUAAUAAUUCCAAAGAUUUUUAGUAGAAUUCGUACCGUUAUUGUGUUAGCAUAAUGGGUAACGUGUUGGCUGCAUCAUCACCGACAUCGACGACAAUGUCUGGACAAUCAGGGUCAGGUGUCCUACCACCCCCUUCAUCACCACCGAUGUCCACUCUGCCGGCAUCCCUGACCGAGGCAAUAAAGGCUGAAAUCAAGAGAACGCCAGUAAUUUUAGAAAAUCCCGGAACCGUUGAGGAGUUGCAUAAUAAGUGCAGAGAAAUACAGGCCAGCACUUUUGAGGGUGCUCGCAUCAUGCUGAACAAGGGAUUGAGCAAUCACUUUCAAAUCUCGCACACCCUGAACAUGACAGCCUCGUCGAGUAAUGGCUAUCGCUUUGGGGCCACUUAUGUGGGAUGCAAACAAUAUGGACCCACGGAGGCAUUUCCCGUCUUACUCGCCGAUAUUGAUGCCUCGGGAAAUCUAAAUGCGAAUAUCAUACAUCAGAUGUCUUCGCGAUUGCGUUGCAAAUUUGCUGCCCAAUUUCAGGACUCUCGCCUGAUGGCCACACAACUGACUAAUGAUUAUCGUGGUGAUAAUUACUCUGCCUCCUUGACACUGGGUAAUCCUGGCAUUCUGUCUGGUUCUGGUGUCGUGGUCGCCCAAUAUCUACAAUCGAUAACUCGUCGUCUGGCCAUGGGCACCGAAUUGGCCUAUCAGUAUGGUCCAAAUGUUCCAGGACGUCAGAUAGCUCUACUCUCUCUGGUGGGACGUUAUGGGGAUAAGGAUUGCGUGUGGUCGGGCACAUUGGGCCUGAAUGGUUUGCACGUCUGUUACUAUCGGAAGGCCAGUGAUCAGCUCCAGAUUGGUGUGGAAGUGGAGACAAGUCUGCGAAUGCAGGAAUCGGUGACGACAUUAGCCUAUCAAGUUGAUUUACCCAAGGCGGAUUUAGUAUUUCGCGGUUCUUUCGAUUCCAAUUGGCAUGUCUGCGGGGUCCUGGAGAAACGUUUGCAGCCCCUCCCCUUUGCUUUUGCCCUUAGCGGUCGUAUGAAUUAUGUCAAGAGUGUCUUUACGUUAGGUUGUGGUCUGAUGAUUGGAUAAAAGGGAUGAUGAUAAUCUUCGCCAGAAAAAGUAGUUUCACUUUUAUUUUGUUUGUGUUUUCGAUUUCGUAAAAAUUCAAAAUUCUCUCUAUUAACUGUAAUUUGGCCAAAAUGUGUGCGAUGUAUACAUAUGUAUAAAGAUGUUCAUUGUAAUAAAUUAUAACGAUAACGACAAUAAA